This is a messenger RNA of Blepharisma stoltei, 1813 nucleotides long. Lineage: Eukaryota; Ciliophora; Heterotrichea; Heterotrichida; Blepharismidae. The record is from the annotation of a GenBank genome assembly.
AUGGAUAUUGAGCGUCUGCUGCAGUACGAGCUACUUGAGAAAAUAGGUAAAGGCUCCUUCGGCGAAGUUUUUAAAGCAUUCGCCAAGGAAACGGGAGAAAUUGUAGCCAUGAAAGUGAUAGAUCUCACUGUAAAUUAUAAUUAGGAUACAGAAGAUUCGUUGGAUACCUUAAACAGAGAAAUACAGAUAUUAAAAGAAUGCCAAAAUCCUAGAAUCACCAAUUUUUACGAAUCUUUUGUUCACGAAGGGAAGCUGUACAUUGUUAUGGAAUACGUAGCUGGAGGAUCUGUUAAAGACAUUUUGAAGGUUAGAGGGCCUUUGCAGGAAAUCUACAUCCCUAUUCUUCUCAAAGAACUCCUACUUGCACUAGCUUAUCUGCAUUCUAACAAAAAAAUCCACAGAGACGUUAAAGCAGCAAAUAUUCUGCUCUCAAUGGAUGGACAAGUCAAGCUUGCAGAUUUCGGAGUCACAGCUCAGAUCACUGAAAGUGUGAACAAGCGAAACUCAUUUGUUGGCACACCUUAUUGAAUGGCUCCUGAAGUUGUUGUGCAGUCUGGCUAUGACUACAAAGCUGAUAUAUGAUCUGUUGGCAUCACAGCAAUAGAGCUUGCUACAGGAAAGCCUCCAUACAUGGAUUUGCCUCCUUUAUCUGCUUUAUUUCGGAUUCAAACUGAUCCAUCCCCACAACUGGAUCAAUCCUUCUCUCCUACAUUUAGAGAUUUUAUUGCUCAAUGUUUAGAAAAAAACCCAAACUUGCGACCAGACAUUAGCAUUAGCAUUAAUUAUAGAUUAGGGCUCUUCCUUCUUUUACGUCUCACUCGAAACGGGUCUUCGUAGGACACUCGUUCAGCUACGAGCAACCUCUCUGGAUAUGCCAGCAUUUCCACCAGAGAUAGCUCUCUUCAGCUUUCAUCAUGGUUCUUAAUGCUGUCUCGGAACCUCGGAGGAUGCAGGUUUGGGACUUGACAGCUGCUUGAUUGACUAGAGUUCCAUCUAGAGAUAAACCCCCUAGCUAGUAUUUGUACUAAUUAUGCCUUCGUCGUCGGCACUAGUGGUCGCUAGGGGUAAAAAGCCUUUUUUCCAAAAUGUCAUCGGAAAGACACAAAGUCUUUAUGCUGGAAGAGGGAGGCAAAACCAACUGGAGCACAAAUGCCCAGCACUCGUAGAAUCCGUUUCCUGCUCGGCUUGGCUUCUGGCCACAGCAAGUCCCCAAGGUCUGGAGAGAUCGGUAAGUCGCUAUUUUAUUUGUAUGCAAUUACGACCAGAUACAGAAAGUCUUUUAAACCACAAAUUUAUCAAAAAUGCUAAAAAGACUUAUUACUUGACUGAUCUCUUGGAUUCUUCAACUGUAUUGAAAAAGGAGCACUUUAGGUCCUCAUCAACUCAGUCACCAGCCAACACAAUUUUGCAUCUUUCAGACAAUUCACACAGACACACACACAGCUCAGAAAGUGCUAAAAUGAGACAACUCACACAUAGGAAAAAUUCCAGCAACUGCUCUUCCAACUCAAACUCCACACUUAACAGUGUAGAAAUGAUGCCUGAUGAGAUCAGUGGAGCUGCGGUCAUGAUGCCUCGAUGGAGCACAGACAACCCCGGACUGAUUGUAAAGGAGCCUUCUUUUCUUACAAUAGUAGAAAAUGCAAUUUCUAAUAUAGAGAGGAUUGAAGAUUAUAGCUGUGUUGAUAAAUUGAUACUUGCUAUUGCAGAAAUGGAAUUGAAAGACCCUAAACUGGCACCAAGAAUUUUUGCGGAUGUAAUGAAAAUAUAUAAAGGAAAUUAUCCAGAUGAAUACAAACAGCUAUUUAAUUAA